UAAAUUAUCAAACAUAUAUUUUAUUGAACAAUUAUAUAACCCUACACUUCAAGAUUAAUAUCAUCUACCAUAAUUUAUUGAUAUCUGCAAUAUUUUCCCAAUUAGAAUUGAAAAUUGGCCUUAUUAAGCAUUUGUUUCGUAUGCGCUCUCCACCUUCAUCUAACUCAUUUUUUGCCGAUUUUAACACUAUCGAAACGAAUUCCUCUCCCUUAAUACAAAAAGAAACAAGCUUGCUUGAACCUGAAUUCAAUGAUAGAUCCCCAAUAACUCAAAUUGCUUGCAAAAAAGACAUAAGACCUCCUAAACAAGUCAUAAACAUUACAUCAUUAUCAUCCCAUUUUUCAGCUAACACUCUUAUUAGCACAAACUCUUUCUACAACAAAAAGUAUGACUACGUUCGUGCCUUUGAACUCGAGGACCGGCUGUUGCCUAACUGUCACAUCGUUUGUCGGAUAGACGGAAAAAGCUUUCACAAAUUUUCUGACAUCCACUCCUUCGCCAAACCGAAUGAUUCUCGAGCCCUUAAGCUCAUGAAUCGUGCAGCCAUUGCUGUGAUGGAAUUGGUAGGCGAUGUCAAGAUGGCUUAUGGUCAAAGCGAUGAGUUUAGUUUUUUCUUACCCUCCACCACUCGUUACGCCUCUCGUCGGACUUCCAAAAUACUUACUCAUAUAGUAAGUCUAUUUACCUCUGCUUAUGUUCUAUACUGGCCCCGAUUCAUGCCCAGAGAUUUAACUAUUUCUAGCCCAAAGGAUGCUCCCAUAUUAUCAAGUUCAUUAAGUUCCCCCUCUCAAACAACUGAAUGCAUGUUACCCGCUUUCGACGGAAGAGUAGUUCUUUAUCCUACCGAUCAUAACCUAAGAGAUUACAUAAGUUGGAGACAAGUGGAUUGCCACAUUAAUAACCUCUACAAUACAGCUUUUUGGGCUUUAGUUCAGCGAGGAAAUUGUUCAAACACCCAGGCACAAGAAAUUUUGGAAGGAAGCUUAUCAUCGGACAAGCACGAAUUGAUGUUUUCUCGUUUUGGUAUAAACUAUAAUGAUGAGCCUCAGAUGUAUAGGAAAGGUUCCCUUAUAGUUCGCGCUUCCGAUCUCAGCCAAUCUUACUUAGCUAAUAUAGGCAAGGGAGGAAUCUGGGAGAGGUUUAAGGGAGCUGGGCGUAAUAAACGUUUCGACUAUUAUGCACAGUUUGAUGGUAGCGAUAGCAACGCCCACGAAGCCAUGGAUACAUUUGAUAUUAGAAAUAAAAAGAAAAAUUCUGAAGCAAAUAAUACGGGACAAGAUAUUACCAAAGGGUUUUUGGCUCUGCACGUUGAUUUGAUAAAUGAUGAUUUUUGGGAAGUCAAUCCCGGCUUGUUAGCUCAUGAUGUUGAUUUAGUAAAUCAGCAAUGUCUAAAAUUACUGGGUAGAGAAGGCGGUGGUUACAAAGAAAAGCUGAAUCAAAGAAGGAAAGAAAGGGCCAAUAAUUGGGAAGGAUUUGUUCAAGACAUGAUAGACAAGACCGAGUCAACCGACACCGAUUUUAUUAGCAAUGUCAAGAAACUCGAAACUUACUACAAAGAAUCACUCUCCUCUGAUUAAUUUAUUAUAUAAUAUAAUGAAUAUUUUAAUGUAUUGAUCGUAUAAAUUCGUCACUUAUAAACUUUGUAUUAUAAAUUUUUAUUUAUAUUAUUGUGUU
This is a messenger RNA of Gordionus sp. m RMFG-2023, 1674 nucleotides long. RefSeq lists its product as uncharacterized. The coding region runs from base 141 to 1577 and encodes 478 amino acids. Gene Ontology annotation, molecular function: tRNA guanylyltransferase activity; magnesium ion binding. The transcript is spliced from 2 exons. Gene Ontology annotation, biological process: tRNA modification. The record is from RefSeq and is a predicted model, not a curated record. Lineage: Eukaryota; Metazoa; Nematomorpha; Gordioida; Chordodea; Parachordodidae. Gene Ontology annotation, cellular component: transport vesicle; BLOC-1 complex.